Glarea lozoyensis ATCC 20868 is the source of this 2469-nucleotide messenger RNA. RefSeq lists its product as uncharacterized. Bases 1 to 2469 code for a protein of 822 amino acids. Lineage: Eukaryota; Fungi; Ascomycota; Leotiomycetes; Helotiales; Helotiaceae. The record is from RefSeq and is a predicted model, not a curated record. The transcript is spliced from 2 exons.
AUGUGGGAAUAUGCAAAGUGGCUCGUCACUUUGCUCGUUCAGUUCUCGAGGCUCUUGGUCAAAGGAGUCCUUGUCCUAGUGUCAACACCGGAGCCCAGAGCUCGUGGAAGGUAUCAUGUUGGACUCGACACAGAAAAUAUAUUUGUUAGUGAGCCAAGUCCUCGCAGCACAGACACCACACCUAGCGAGAGAAGAGGCGGGGAGCUUUGUUCAUAUUGCAAAAAUGUGAUUAAAAAGUGGGCAAAAGUAAUUCGAGGGCGUCAAGCGAAAUUUUCUCAUUGCAACAACAUCUUCGCCUUGGAAAGGUCAGCAAAAGCGGGUUGCUCUCUGUGUGCGCAGUUUCUAGAUGAUAAAGAUUCAGACGCGCUCUCCGAACAUCGCGCGAUUCAGGCCAAUGCUCUGGCAGACGAUGCAUUGAUCACAUCGGAUAUCACUGUCAAACAUAGCUCGAAUGAGAAAGAUCAGCCGUGGCGCUUGGUGCUUGAGUUUCACAUAGAUGCUGAGAAAGUUCCUGACGAAAUUUCUUUUCCAAGCUCCCAAUUUUCGGUUCUGCUAUUUCCUUCUCGAAAAAAGGAUUUAAAUAAUGAGAAAAGAAUUAAAUUUAUAAGCACUGAAGAUGGCCUACCAUGUUCUAAGCACUGGCUUGAAGACUGUACUCGAAGCCAUAAGUGUUAUCAGAAACCAAGGAGAAUGGCCCCUCAUCGCCUCCUCCACAUUCAGCCAGGCAAAGUGAAAUUACAUCUAACCUCAGAAGUUCCUUACCAAUACGCGACACUCAGUCACUGUUGGGGUAGUGCCAAAACAUUGAAGUUAACUACUGGUACUUUCGGCACCUUCCUAGAGGGUAUACCAUGGGACCACCUCUCGAAAACAUUCCAGGAUGCUAUCAAUGUCGCACUAAGUUUUGGCUUGCAAUAUAUAUGGAUCGAUUCGCUUUGUAUACGGCAAGAUGAUGCAAGGGAUUGGCAGGUUGAAUCAGCAGAGAUGUGCAAUAUCUACCAGGGCUCCUUCGUAAAUAUUGCGGCGUCGGGAGCUGUGGACGGUACCAUCGGAUGUUUCUUUGAGCGCGACGAGACGUGGGAAUGCCGCAUCAGUGUGGGCGAUAAUAAUGGAAUUAGCACUAACUACUUAUGUGUACCGCAGCAUAUAUACGAUAUUAGGCUGACCAACAUGCCUCUCAUGAAGCGCGGAUGGGUUCUACAGGAAUGGCUGCUUGCACCUAGGACACUUUUCUUCACCACGAAAGAGCUGUUUUGGAUGUGUGGCGUCUAUACAGCAUGCGAGACAUUUCCCUCUGGUCUACCAGAAAGAAUCAGCAAGGAGUCUCGAUCGGCUAAGCCCCAAAUCAAAAGAUCAUCGUGGGAAAGGAUAGUCGAAGAGUACUCUAGAUGUCAACUCACAUUUAAGACUGAUAAACUUGUAGCUAUUUCUGGUAUAGCGCAGUGCAUUGGAAGGGAAACCGGCAGCUCCUAUAUUGUCGGUAUCUGGAAAAAAGACUUCGAAAGUCAACUUUGCUGGCAUAUGGCUGACAAAAGGACACUGAAAGGCGACGAGCGGCCACAUCCGUGGAGAGCGCCGAGCUGGUCAUGGGCCUCGACAGACAAUGAAGCUAUGCUUCCAACAAGACCAAGGUUGAGUAUGUCGCACCUAUAUGUGAAAAAGCGCGAUGUUGAGGUCAAACUUGACGGUCGCGACCCAUUUGGAGGGGCUUUGUCUGCGAGUCUCAAUCUUGGAGCGGCGUCCCUCAUUUACACAAACAUUGACAUCAAAGGAAUGUACGAGAAAUCGAACUUCACUCUAGCAGGCAAGUCUGUUGAUUGCUGGGUAAACAUGGAUUACAGCUGUGAAAUACUUGAGCGCUUUUGCAUAAUGCCGGUAAUCCGGUAUUAUGGACAACAGUGCUACAUUGACGCUUUAGUACUAAGACCAGUUGAUAUGGUAAAAGCUCCGGUAGGCGACACAGAAGAAAAAGAAAGAAAUCCUGGAAAUUCAAUGAAGCAAGGAGGAGCAACUACGGACACCAACGCUGAACGGGUUUAUGCUAAGCCUACGGACGAAGCAGAAGAAAGAUGGAUUAAGAGAGGUACAAAUCGGAAAAUCCGAAGCAAACAACAAAAAGUGAUAGAAGCAACCGAUAUAGCGGACGAUUCGGCGGAUGAACCAGAAGAAGGUCCACAGUACGCAACUCCAGUGUUUACAGCAGCUUCUUCAACAGAGGAUCUAUCAGGCUCAUUACAGGAUGAGACGAAGCUAUCAUCCACAAUACCUGCAAAACGUCUAAGCGUAGCAAGGCGCUCGCAUAGUGCCCGUUAUCAAAGAGUCGGUCACAUGAGGAUCGAGGGCGUGCAAGCGUGCCACGACUUCAACAAACUUAUCAAAUCUGCGGAGGCGAAGGAAGAACUGUAUCAAUAUACUGCAGAGUUUGGUAAAGUCGGUCGUUGGACAGAAUAUAAUAUCGACCUUAUCUAA